Mytilus trossulus (common blue mussel) is the source of this 2565-nucleotide messenger RNA. RefSeq lists its product as uncharacterized. Gene Ontology annotation, cellular component: extracellular matrix. NCBI's taxonomy places the organism in Eukaryota, Metazoa, Mollusca, Bivalvia, Mytilida, Mytilidae. Gene Ontology annotation, molecular function: protein binding. The transcript has 18 exons. The coding region runs from base 1 to 2565 and encodes 854 amino acids. The record is from RefSeq and is a predicted model, not a curated record.
AUGGUUGGAGCAGUAAUUUGUUGUACAAAUUCAAAAUUUGGGGACUAUGUGGAAAGAAUCUAUGCCAUCAAACUAGAUAUAGAGGAUACUACAGAUACAGUUAAGUCAGGCUCAUACCUUGACUUAUAUCUAGAAAUUGACAAUGAGGGUAGAUUGAAAUUUAAACUUUACGACAGAAAAGAUGAUUUCAGCUUCCCAAUUGUGAAGUUUCCAUUUUCUUAUUUAUCUGAUGUUCUUUUGUUGUAUGGAAUGGAUUAUAAAGAUAUAUUUAUAACAGCUGUGGUAGUUGCAUUAUGCUUGGUCGCCAACUUGUCUUGUUGUGAAAAGGAAGAAUUUGUUACCUGUCAGAGAGAAAAUAUGACGUGUUUACAAAAACUGUGCCGGUGUUAUAACAGGGCUCCUCUUCCAUUUUAUGAAUAUUUUGAUGAUGUUUUAUGUACAGACCUCACAGAAGUUCCAAAAGACAUUACACAUGAUGCUAGAUUUUUAUCUAUAACUGGAACUAAUAUUACAACAAUAAGAAGAGGAGAUUUCAACAACAUGCCAAACGUGGAUAGACUAUAUUUGAAUGACAAUAAGAUUAGUAUAAUUGAACCUGGAGGGUUUGUGAACCUUUCUAAUUUCAGUUUAGCAAUGAAUCUCGAUAACAACAACUUGUCAAGAAUAACAGCAUAUAUGUUUAGGGACAUUUCGAUUACUACUCUUUAUCUUCAAGGAAACCCUAUCACAGUGAUAGAGACACAUGCAUUCUUCAAUCUCCCCCUUUUAUCUAUCAUCCGUUUUAAUGGGAACACAAUCUCAGAAAUAGAGAAAGAAGCUUUCGUCAAUAUUCCAGUUAUACAAACCAUUGUCGGAAUUACUCCAUUUUUAAAGAAGAUCGAAACAGAAGCAUUUGUGAACCUUUCAAGAACAGCUUUAUCACUAGAACUAUAUCUAGCAGGAAACAACAACACAGUUAUACAGAAGAAUGCCUUCAUGAAUGUUCACUUCAAAAUAUUAGUGCUUGGUUCAAACACUUCGAUAAAAGAAAACAGAUUGAUUACAGUCUCAUCCUACAUAGAAUUUAGUGGAGGUUUUACACAGUGUGAUUGUGACUUGAUGUGGUUAGUUUACUUACGCCAUGAUAAGCAGUUGAAUGUUUCGAGAUAUAGUGCAUGUACAAACAACCACAAACAAGUGUCUGCGUUGGUCCCUGACGACUUUCAUUGCAUGGACAAUGUAUCAACUACACAGCAUUGCAAUGCGUCUGAAUCCGUCGAUCUUCCAUGUGAAUAUAACUACUUAACAACUAAUUUGAUACGUUGGAUACAUUCACGUAAUGGGACAUUUAUAAGGGAACUGAAUAAAGAUCUUGUUGAUGAGGACACACAUACUCUCCAUUUUUCAUUUUGUAAUGAUGACGAUUCUGGAGAAUACAUGUGUAUGCUGUCAACAGACUAUUCUCUGCUGCCAAAUAUUAACAGAUCUGUACAUCUUUUAGUCAAUGGUCCUCCUAUUGUAUUGAACCAGCGUACAGAAGACGACGGAGAUGAUUUAAUAUUGUCCGUUGUGUUUUAUUCCAUUCCAUACGAUUUCAAUAUUCAAUGGUUACUAGGAAACAAUAGCUUAAACGGAGACCCACAAUACACCAUAGCCGUAAACAACAUGACGGUUGUACUAAAGCAGUACAAUGUAGAUGUAACGACUGAUGGAUUCAUAUCAAACUUAACAAUUCAUAAUUUCAAGAGACGCCCGAGCGAUGUUUACACUUGUAAAAUUUCUAAUCAAUAUGGAUUAAUCAUAGAACAAAUUAUUUUAGGACCAGCUAGUUUAGAAUUAGAAAGACGGACCUAUUGUGACACUUCACAUAGCAUUGAGUUAAAGUGUACUUUAGAAUUGGUCGGCGCCACCCCAGUCCCGUGGGUUCACUCGAACGCUGGAGAAACUAUUCGUGCACUCGAAGGCAGGCAUGUUGGUACCUCUAACAUUCUGACUAUUCCAUUCUGCAAUAGUCAAGAUACCGGUGAUUACACUUGUAGGUGGAAAACAGAUAUUCUCGGCCAGACAAUAAUGGAAAAGUCUACAACAUUGGCCGUAAGCGGAUCACCUUUUGUCAUAUCAUACUCUUCGUCAGUCGAUGUCACCGAUACAAUUUUUUCUGUCACGUUUUUCUCUAUACCAUUUCCAAGUGAUCCAAAGUGGUACUAUAACAAUGAACCAGUUGCUUUAGGCACUAAAUUUCUACAAACAACAACAUAUUCUAUUGUACAAAUCAAACAACAUCGUGUUUUAGUAAACGUAGAAGGUUUCGUUAGCAACUUAACUGUACACAAAGCUGAGUAUGGACUGUAUAACUGCGUGAUUCGAAACAGUUUUGGAGAGGUGAACCAAUUAUUUCUUAUUGAACAAGAACAGAAUAAAUUCUCAAUUAGCACCACAGAAGCCAAUACUUCAGCAGCUUCUACAGGAGACAGUGUGACAGUGAUUAUUGCCAUAUGUUCAUCAGUAGUUGGGAUAGCCGUAGUGGUUAUUUGCAGCAUUAUUUUUAUCAAAAGAAGUUUGUCGCUAAAGUCAGAGUGCCGGUAG